CGUAAUCGCUGAACGCGUUCGGACCCUCCGGAUCGCGACAACAACGCGAGGUUUUAAUUACGUUUAAGAAUCACGGCGAUCCUUAUCGCGUCGCACCGAUCAUAUUUCAAUUUUUACAUUUGUUCAUCUUGUCAUACCAUUUGAAUUGUUUUUCCUUCGGACGCACCAAUCAGGCACACGUCUCUCGACGCAGAUGAAGCUUGGCGCGCAAUCAUUUUUAAUCAUCGGUAUUCAGAUAAGAAAAAUUGAUUGCGCGUAGGAAAACUCUCGAUGCACUUGAUAGAAAAGUAUGAGAUACUGAUCGAACGCGACGCGUCUCAGAUCUCUCGGCUCUGGAAAUACGGACAGAUGCUUUUGUAUCUUCUAUCCUCGAUGAGUGGAUACAUUUGCAGCUUUUUGUUCUACACGUUACAAGAAUAUAUAUUCGGAGGUAAAUGUCCGUUCUGGGCAACGUGUAGCGUCAUAUCGCGAGAGCAAAUUGGAUCCGUUGUCGAUGAAGAUAGAAUCGUCUCAGAAUGGUGGGAAUAUGUCCAUACCGAUUAUCGUUACGCUGUUCUGUGCGAUGUAUACUUAGGAACGUGUUUAUCGUCUUGCACGUUUGGAAUCAUUUGGUUCAUCCUGUUCAUGCUGUGCGGAAAAGGUGGCCACAACGCAUCCCUAUACGAGCGUCCAUGGAGAAUUGUAUUACCUGCAGUGGUCUUUAAUUUUUUAUUCACCGGUGCAAGCAUAUAUUCGCAUUACAACCUGGGACAGGGAUACAAGGCGUUUAACAAAAGCAUAAUGGGGAUCCCCUUCGAAAUGUACAACGUUUAUAAUGUAGUAUUGACUUUGAGUGACUGCGACGUUGUAGAGGGUUACAUGCACAUUAAUAAUUUUUAUACUCAUCAUGAUAUGUGUCACGUACUGCCAUAUCUCCAGACCUUUUCAGGAUUGAUAGUGUGCUGUUGGAUAGGAGGACUCAUGAUUUUACUUUUCAGAAUAUUAGUAGUUAACGAUUUCAGAAUUUUAAAGGUGAAGAUUUAUGAGAUAAAGGAAGAUUAAUUAAACAUAUGUUUAUUUCGUGAU
Messenger RNA from Ceratina calcarata, 1065 nucleotides. RefSeq lists its product as uncharacterized. Lineage: Eukaryota; Metazoa; Arthropoda; Insecta; Hymenoptera; Apidae. Bases 271 to 1041 code for a protein of 256 amino acids. The record is from RefSeq and is a predicted model, not a curated record. The transcript has 5 exons.